GGCCGGGCUGGGCUCGGUUGCGCCGGGCUCCGUGGUGCCGCCACAGGCCUCCCCGGCGCGGGCGGCAGCAGCAGCAGCAGCAGCAGCGGCAGGAUGUCGGUGGCGGGGCUGAAGAAGCAGUUCUACAAAGCGAGCCAGCUGGUCAGUGAGAAGGUUGGAGGGGCCGAAGGGACCAAGCUCGACGAUGACUUCAAGGAGAUGGAAAAGAAAGUGGACCUGACCAGCAAGGCAGUUACAGAAGUACUGACCAGAACAAUAGAGUACCUCCAGCCAAACCCAGCUUCCAGGGCCAAGCUGACCAUGCUGAACACCAUGUCCAAGAUCCGCGGGCAGGUGAAGAACCCCGGCUACCCGCAGUCGGAGGGGCUGCUGGGGGAGAGCAUGAUCCGGUACGGCAAGGAGCUGGGCGAGGACUCCAACUUCGGCGAUGCGCUGCUGGAUGCUGGUGAAUCCAUGAAGCGCUUGGCUGAGGUGAAGGACUCGCUGGAUAUUGAAGUCAAACAGAAUUUCAUUGAUCCCCUCCAGAACCUGUGUGACAAAGACCUCAAGGAGAUCCAGCACCACCUCAAGAAGCUGGAAGGGAGGCGCCUGGACUUUGACUACAAGAAGAAGCGGCAGGGCAAAAUCCCCGAUGAGGAGCUCCGGCAGGCCAUGGAGAAGUUUGAGGAGUCCAAGGAAGUAGCAGAGACCAGCAUGCACAACCUCCUAGAAACUGAUAUCGAGCAGGUGAGCCAGCUCUCAGCCCUGGUGGAUGCUCAGCUGGAUUACCACCGCCAGGCAGUGCAGAUCCUGGACGAGCUCGCCGAGAAGCUCAAGCGCAGGAUGAGGGAGGCCUCCUCGCGUCCCAAGCGGGAAUACAAGCCCAAACCCAGGGAGCCGUACGACUUUGCAGACACUGACCAGUCCAACGGGGGCUUCUCCUGCAAUCCUGCCCCCAAAGUCUCAGCAGCUUCCUCCUCUUUCCGGUCCGACAAGCCGUCCCGGGCCUCCGUCAGGAGUAUCCCGCCCCUGGACCAGCCCUGCUGCAAGGCUCUCUACGACUUCGAGCCCGAGAACGACGGCGAGCUGGGCUUCAAGGAGGGCGACAUCAUCACCCUCACCAACCAGAUCGACGAGAACUGGUACGAGGGGAUGCUCAGCGGCCACUCCGGCUUCUUCCCCCUCAACUACGUGGAGGUGCUGGUGCCGCUGCCGCAGUGAGC
Molecule: messenger RNA, 1202 nt
Organism: Neopsephotus bourkii (Bourke's parrot)
Lineage: Eukaryota; Metazoa; Chordata; Aves; Psittaciformes; Psittacidae
Gene: SH3GL1
Product: SH3 domain containing GRB2 like 1, endophilin A2
Exons: 10
Coding region: 94-1200 (368 amino acids)
Biological process (GO): synaptic vesicle uncoating
Cellular component (GO): cytoplasm; presynapse; glutamatergic synapse
Molecular function (GO): protein binding
Source: RefSeq, a predicted model, not a curated record